AUGGCCGAUAAUCGCGGAAGGCCACCUAAAUUGCCGCCGCGCCCAGAUUCGCAGUCGGAUAGACCGACAUGGACCGUAACGCGGAGAGAAAGGACCGAACUUUCACCGUUACGAUCAACUUCACCAUUUCAAUCACGAACGGUGACGACAACUGAAAGAGUGCAAAUUCUACAGAUGCCUAUUAAUCUUACUGAACAGCAAAUUGAACCAGCUCGCUUAUUGGCGCUGUCACCCCACGGCAAUCCUACCCAAUCCGUUUCCUCGACGGUCACCACGUUGGCAGCUGAGGGAAUACCACUAAUUUCUGGUGUAACUUCGGAUGGUGCAUCGCUGUUUCAAGGAAUAUUGUAUUGUCCUGAAUCAAGGCACACGACAACAAUUAUUACCACUACAACUACCACUUAUCGAAUGGUAGAGGUUAGCGAUAGUGAUUCCCUAUCUGAUGAUUUUGAAUUAGUGGACAGCAGUACUCUGACAGUUGAUGUCCCUCUUGUAACUUCACGAACUUCUUCCCCAUCCCAAUACAUGAUCGUUGCAAAGAAGGAAACGGAGGCUCCACUUUCACCAGUUUUGCGGUCAACAAUGAAUAUCGAUUUGGAACUUUUCCCAAAACGAAUAGAGCGAGCCAAAGAGUUGGAUGAAAAACCUUUGGUGGAGGAGGUCUCUGUUUACCAUUCCGGCGUUUCCUCUGAUCACGAUGGCACGCAGUCUACGUCCGAAUUAGAGAAGGUAGAGUCACCUGAAAUAUACACUCAAGAAGAUAUAACAUCGGCCAGCGAUAAAGAUUAUGGGAUCAACAUCCGCAGCAGCAGUGACUUGAAAACAAUAAGUACAUCAUCAGACGACGAGGAUCUGGUCUUGAUAGAAAGAGAAAUGGUUCAAAUGACCACCAGUGAAAGCUCGAUCGGAGAUGAAAAAUAUGGUGAUUUGAAAGAAAAAGGCACGGAGGAAAGCAUACAGAUGACUUCUGAGAGAGCAGAAGAAACACAGGGAAUGACCACUGCAGAUGUAGCAAAAAUGUUCAGCGAAAAAAUAACAAGGAUGUUACAAAAGCAACCUGCCACAAUGGACUAUUCGCCGUCACAAAUGCUCACCAGAAGAGUCACACUCACGGAAACUCAAGAAGACAUCGAAACGAAAACAGUAACAGAGGAAAUAUUCCUUCGUGAAAGUCAGCUCCCUAGUACCGAUGAAGAUCAAUCAAUGCUGAAGGGUGUAGAGUCUAUAGAAAAGAAGUACUACGGCUAUCCUAGUACGUCCUCAUAUGAAGGUCCACUCGACAGCUUUAUGCGAACCAGUGACAUUUAUGGUGAACCUUUGAAGCAAUAUGUCACUGUGUACCACAGUGGACGUUCCGAUGAACCAGUACCGAAACCAGAAGAAGAACACGUUGACAUCGCUGAUGCAGCGAAAGCAUUCGGUGAA
Messenger RNA from Haemonchus placei, 1425 nucleotides. The record is from the annotation of a GenBank genome assembly. Lineage: Eukaryota; Metazoa; Nematoda; Chromadorea; Rhabditida; Trichostrongylidae.